Musca vetustissima is the source of this 342-nucleotide messenger RNA. RefSeq lists its product as uncharacterized. The transcript has 3 exons. Bases 1 to 342 code for a protein of 113 amino acids. The record is from RefSeq and is a predicted model, not a curated record. NCBI's taxonomy places the organism in Eukaryota, Metazoa, Arthropoda, Insecta, Diptera, Muscidae. Gene Ontology annotation, cellular component: cytosol.
AUGAAAAGUGAUGAAAUUAUUGAUAAAAUGCGUAAUAAACUACAAGAAUCGGAUCCUUCUAAUCGCAGUGUAACAAAUGUCUUUCAAUUUCAUUUCACCGAUUCGGAUGGCAAUCUAAUCAAAAGUAUGGUUUUUGAUUUUAAAGAAUUAAACAUCUAUGAGGGUACAUGCUCUGAUGCCGAUACAGAGAUAACAGUUAGUGAUGAGAAUUUUUAUUUAGUUGGUUCGAAAGAAACCACAUUUGAUGAAUUGCUUGCUAAUAACAAUGUCAAAAUAGAUGGAGAUGCCGAAGCUUUUAACAAACUGAAAGAAAAAUUUCGUCUUAAUUCGAAAAAGGAAUAA